AUGGGAUAUCUUGACUUGGCCUUGUCGCAUUCCAACCCUUCUCAGGCUGUUGAAACUCCUUCGAGCGGUGGAGGUCUCAGCCAGAAUGGAAAAUUCAGCUAUGGAUAUGCAAGCUCUGCUGGUAAGAGAUCAACUAUGGAAGACUUUUUCGAGACGAGGAUCGAUGGUAUUGAUGGUGAAAUCGUGGGUCUAUUUGGAGUCUUUGAUGGCCAUGGUGGAGCCAGAGCAGCUGAGUAUGUGAAGCGUCAUCUUUUCAGUAAUCUAAUCACUCAUCCAAAGUUUAUCUCUGACACCAAAUCAGCUAUAACUGAUGCCUACAACCAUACAGACUCUGAACUUCUCAAGUCAGAAGAUAGCCACAACAGAGAUGCUGGUUCGACUGCUUCCACAGCUAUACUCGUUGGUGAUCGUCUACUUGUUGCAAAUGUUGGUGAUUCACGAGCUGUUAUCAGCAGAGCUGGAACUGCUAUUGCUGUGUCAAGAGACCACAAACCUGACCAAAGUGAUGAGCGUGAAAGGAUUGAGAAUGCUGGUGGAUUUGUGAUGUGGGCAGGCAAGGUUGGAGGAGUUCUUGCAGUUUCUCGUGCAUUUGGUGAUCGUCUUCUCAAACAAUAUGUUGUUGCUGAUCCAGAGAUCCGGGAGGAAAAGAUUGAUGAAUCUCUUGAGUUUCUAAUCCUAGCAAGUGACGGUCUAUGGGAUGUUUUCUCUAAUGAGGAAGCAGUUGCAAUGGUUAAGGAAGUUGAAGAUCCAGAGGACUCUGCGAAGAAACUUGUGGCAGAAGCAAUAAAGAGAGGAAGUAAAGACAACAUCACAUGUGUCAUUGUUCGUUUCUUGGAGACAGCUUCUUCAAGCCACGUCAGCUCCUCUUCAUCCAAGGAAACUAAACAAGUCAAGAACGAUUCAGAGUAACAUUAGCACAGUGAAUAAACCAGAUAAAUGUAGCGAAUAGAAACAUAACCCUUGCAAGCAGCUCGAAACCGAUGCAGUGGCCGUUAAAGGU
This is a messenger RNA of Eruca vesicaria subsp. sativa (arugula), 1000 nucleotides long. The record is from the annotation of a GenBank genome assembly. NCBI's taxonomy places the organism in Eukaryota, Viridiplantae, Streptophyta, Magnoliopsida, Brassicales, Brassicaceae.